AUGUACAGUUUGAGGGAGUUUUUGCAGGACUCACCGUCUCAUGAACACGUGCUCGAACAUUAUCAACUCCCAAAUGUGCCAGUUCCAAGUCUAACUGGCGCUGGCGAUGCCUUCAACCCCAACCCGGUAGCGCAGCCCAAUCUUUAUUACCCAACUGAGCCCACCUUCAUAUUUACACCCACCCAAGCGCUUUCUUUUGUGGGUGGAUAUCCUUCUUGUGCGCGUUUCAAUCAAUCCCCACCCACUGUAGAGGCUUCACCUAUUGCCCCACGUCUCAAUCAAUCCCCGCCUGCUGCAGAAGCUUCACCCAUUGCCCCGCGUCUCAAUCAAUCCCCGCCCGCCGCAGAGGCUUCACCCAUCGCCCCAGCCAGUAACGCCCCAGCCAGUACUGGUGGUGAGAAGCGUGGAUGCGAACCAUGUGAAGGGGAGCAGUCGUAUGUCCCCACAAAAUGCCAGAAGGCUAAGGAUGGCACCAGACACCGCACCGCUAGUGAAACCAUGCCCGCGAAUCUUCAAGAUGGUCGAGGUAAACGUCAACGAGUUCAAUCCAAGCGUGCCGCAGAAGCUAACAACAUCGGUGGACCAUUCGUGAGUCGGAAGGCUGCGCGUAAAUGA
Messenger RNA from Suillus clintonianus, 615 nucleotides. RefSeq lists its product as uncharacterized. The record is from RefSeq and is a predicted model, not a curated record. The transcript has a single exon. Bases 1 to 615 code for a protein of 204 amino acids. NCBI's taxonomy places the organism in Eukaryota, Fungi, Basidiomycota, Agaricomycetes, Boletales, Suillaceae.